UUUCGUCAGUGUUAUCACAAUUCUCUUGUCCACUCUUCUGCAUCUAGCAUUCUCAAGUUUGACAGCUGCUUCACACGUGUAUAUGCAGAUAUUGAAACACACAAUUGUUUUCAUUUGUCCAUCUGUUUCAAUCUGCAUUAGAAUGUUCGUCGACGCUAACUCACAGUUGACUUGACUGAGUACUGUUUCCUUCUGAGAAAUUGCAGAUUGCAGAUUCAGAGAUGAACUCAUAUGUAUGAUCUUUUCAAAGUUCGUUCGUUAGAAUGGAGCCUGAAAGAGAUCAGCAUCAACCGGAAGAUGCAUGGGAAAGUCUACCUAUCGAUUUCCUGAUCAAGAUUCUCAGAGAUCAUGAUCUGCCAAUUUCCACUCUUCUGGAAUGUCGUUCAGUUUGUAAGAAAUGGAAGGAAAUCAUAGAUGGUCCUGAGUUACGGAACAACAUAUGGAAAAAAUCUGUCAUUGGGUUUAAUGCAAGUCGUGAAAAUACGGCCUACUUCUGCUGUAGAGAUCGAUGGAUCACAAGGAAUCUUACAUUUAGGCCCAAUGAGCUGGUCGCUGCUGAUGGAGGCCUACUGUGUUUCGGUGAACGAUUUUCAACAGCAUAUAUCAUGUAUAACCCAGUUCCGGACAAAAUCCUGCCUUUAAACGUACCUCGUGUAAUCGAUGAAGAACAUACAGUCAUUGAUGGUAUGCUGGAGUGUAAGGUGGUGGGUUUAGUCGUGGACCAAUCUACAAAAAACUUCAAGCUGGUUCUGGGAGGAGUUCUAGUCGCAACAGAUAGACGCAGAACUUUGAUUUACGACUCUACGACCUGUACAUGGUCGUGGGGAAAGCAUCCGUUUCCUGAACAGAUGAAAGAUGUGUGGGGUAGUGGGAGAAGUGUAGAAUGUAAUAGAUGUCUGUAUUGGCUGGUCUGGGAUCCCGUUAGGCGCAAGAUGAAGGCUCUCUUGAUUUUUGAUCUGGAAGAGGGAACGUGGAACGCCUUGUUGGAGGAAUCCAUGGAAGCCACGCCAAUUGAACUUCAAAUGGCUGCGUAUGAAAGACAUGUGUGCCUACUUGCCAGAAAUUGGUCUCAUCUCGAAGGGGAGUUUGAUCGUUGGAGCGAUGUCAUCAAUUUCCUCCGGAAUCCCAUGGUCCGGAGAAUGGAUGGAGCUUUGAUCAGGAGAGCUAAGGAUUUGUAUGAUCGAGCUUUGAUCAGGAGACGGAGAUUUCGAUGGAACAUGGACGAAGCAAUGGUUGGAGAUGUUAUCAGGAGAUUUAUAGAUCAAUGGAUUCUAAAUGAUUCCAGAGUUUUCAACUUCUAUGCCACAGGAGGCAGUGAUGCAUUUUUCGUGUUCGAUGAACUUGAGGUGGUGAAAUAUUUGGCUGAAUUUGACUUGAUUUUCUUUCUACCCCAACCUCCUUUUCACUCACGAUAUCGGUUUCAAUACGAUUCGAUCGCCGACGACCCUUGGUGUGCGAUAAUUCCAAGUCCCAGAGGAAGUGCAGGGCAGGGAUGGAUAACGCAGCAGGAGUAUAUAGCACAGCAGCAGCAGAGACGUAUGCAGGAGGAGGUGCGGGUAUAGAGGAGGCUAUAUCUAGUAUAAAAUAAGAUUGCAGAUGAUUUCCCUUUGUUACAUUUGAUAUCACAAUAAUGUAUUUUGUGGUCAGAUUUGC
Marchantia polymorpha subsp. ruderalis is the source of this 1653-nucleotide messenger RNA. The record is from the annotation of a GenBank genome assembly. NCBI's taxonomy places the organism in Eukaryota, Viridiplantae, Streptophyta, Marchantiopsida, Marchantiales, Marchantiaceae.